AUUUCCAUACCGCGAAAGGUUGUACAUGGAAGCCGUGUCUCCGGAACCGGCCGCGGGUGUCUGGCUGGCUCGAAUUCCAAUCUGUUUCGAUCUCCUGCCGAGAAACAGGUAGCCUAUAGGCAAGUGGCUGAGACCGAUUUUACCUGGGCACCACCAGCGGGUUCACUGCCUUUCUGAACUAGACUAGUCUACUUUUGUUUACAGUUGAUACAUGUAGCCUAGGCUACUUGUCCUCAACGGUUUAAAAAAACGGAUUUGUUGAAUGUUCGGUGUCGCGAUUGCAGCAUGGCAAAUCAAUUAGGCUACUUGUAUGUAGGGUAUUUCAAUUUAACGUAGGCUACAUCUGUGUGAAUUAUGCUACGUUUUUCAUAGGCUAAGUGGAAGAUAAAUGUUGAUGUCAUUACAAUUUGGAUUGGUCGUUUUAUUUUAAUAGCAUAUUUUAUUGGUUGCUAUCGUUCGGACAUUUAUGCUACCCGAGCAUAAUCUGAGAUCUUUAUUUUGCGGUUGGAUGGUGUUUUGAAGGGUGUAGCCUAUUACAAUUAGCCAGGUGGACAUCUGCUCGCUUUUGUGCAACAGCAGUAGGCUAGUUCGUGGGAGAAUAGUGAAUAACGUUAUUAUCAUCACAAAGACAUCUGCAGGGCACGCACACCCGGCACAGACCAACCGCAACAAUUAGUCUCUAAUAAGGGAAACAGACGACGCUCUCGACAUUGAAAGGACAGAUGCAAUGAUAGCAAAGGACUCGACGAUUCAAACUCCUUGAAAGGUGCAUGAUCUGCUUUGGCCAGUCUACCUUUUUCCGCUUCAACCACCCCGAAGAGGCUCUCAGGAUGAAAAGCAUGUUGGGAAUAGGAGACCAGGGUCCCAACGGCAAACACAGGCUCCAUACAGACUCCGAUAGCCUGGUCAAUGGGAACCACCAGACAGGACUGGCUGAGACGCAACCAGCUGCCUACAGCAGAGACCCCCGCCCUGAGCACCGCGCCCUGGUCAGCUCCAUAGAGAAGGACCUGCAGGACAUCAUGGACUCGCUGGUGAUGGACGACUCCCAGGCCUCCUCGUCCUCCGAAUCCCGGAAACCCGCGGGCCACCCCAUCCCCCACUCCCCGGGCUCCCCCGUGGUGAACGGGGGCGGCGGGUACCUCCUGACCCCGCCCACCAGCCCGGGGGCCAUGUCUGUGGGCUCCAGCUACGAGAACGCCUCGCCGCCCUUCUCCCCGCUCUCCUCCCCGUCGGCGGCCAGCAGCGGCAGCUACACCAGCCCGUCUCCGGCCAGCUGCGGGGACCCGGGCCUGGCUCUGCCCCCGGUGCCCGCCCGCUCGUCCAGCUACAACUACGCGGCCCAGCCCCGCGCCCCGCUGCCCGGCUACGCGGCCGGCAACGGCGGGCAGAAGGUUCCGGAAAGCCCCCGCGUUCAGAGGAAGGGCCUCCUGGAAACGCCCGGGAGCCUGGGCCAGGUGUGCCGGGGCGCGGGUCCGGACUGCGCCGGGGGGAGGGGCUCGGACAGUCCCAGGCCGUCGGUCUCGGUGUCUGUCCCCGCGGGGGACGUGGCCUCCUCGCGGAGCCCCAGGUCCACCCCCAAAUUCCCCGCCGCGUCCCCCUCCCCGGUGCACUCCGGCCCCAGGGCGAAAGCGGGCCUCCAGGAGCGCCCGUCCAGUCCCUUCCGGGACCCGGGCCCUGUGGACCGCUCCCUGGCCUCCAGCCCCUCCCGACAGCUCUCCCAGGCCCCGCGGGCCUUCCAGCCCCCCCUGGACCCCAUCGUCCACAUCGUCCAGGGCGGGUGCCUUCCCCAGCAGCCUGCGGCGCGGUCGCUGCAGCCCCCGGAGAGCCCCCGGCUGGCCCGCAGGGGCCAGGAGGCGGGCGGCAGCAUGCGGGAGCUCCCCCCCCUCAGCCCCUCCAUGUCCCGCCGGGGCGUGCCCGUGCUCCCCGGGGCCCUGCCCGGGACCUCGCCCACGGCCCCGCGGGCGGCCGACAGACCCCCGGGCAAGCUGGUCCCCGAGAGCCCGCGGCUCAGGCGCAGGGCGGGCUCCCCGCUGGACGAGGCGUUCGGGGGGCGGGGCGUCCGCGCCCGCAGCCCCUCCCCCACCUCGGGGCUGCUCUCGGACAACGGCGGCGGCGGCCGCAAGGCCGGGUACGGGAACGCCCUGUCCCCCGCCUACAGCCUGGGCUCGCUCUCCAGCUCGUCCCCCCUUUCCAGCCCCCGGGGCCACAGGAAGCUGCCGGGCGGCUCCGGGGAGCCCCGGCACGGCCACCCCGGCAUGCGGGAGCGCAAGAACAGCAUCACGGAGAUCAGCGACAACGAGGACGAGCUGCUGGAGUAUCACCGGCGGCAACGCGAGGAGCGUCUGAGGGAGCAGGAGAUGGAGCGGCUGGAGCGACAGAGGCUGGAGACCAUCCUGAGUCUGUGUGCGGAGUACAACAAGGGCGACGUUCCCGGCGGGGGCGAGGCUGGCCGCAUGGGCUUCCCCGGGACGGGCCGGGGAGAGGGCGGGGGCCGGAGGGCGGGCGCGGAGACCGCGGGCGCCUCCGUCUCCCUCCGCGGGCCGCAGAGACAGAGGGAGAGCGACGAGGAGAACCUGAAGGAGGAGUGCAGCAGCACCGAGAGCACGCAUCAGGAGCACGAGGACUCAUCUGGCCCUGUCGCCGGGCAACAGGAGCUGAGCUAUCUGGAGGAGGAGCGGGUGAGGGUCCUGGCCCGGGUGGACGAGCUGAAGACCCGCGUCACAGAGCUGGAGCAGCAGGCGCAGGAGUCACGUCAGGAGGCGGAGAUGGAGCGGGCGCUGCUGCAGGGAGAGAGGCAGGCCGAGCUGGAGCAGAUGGAGGCCGAGGUGGAAAUCAUCACACAACUACAGGACAAGCUCAGCGAGCUGGAGUGCGCCUUCCAGAGGAAGAAAGACAAGGAGAGAGCAAAGGUGGUGGGCGAGCGGGAGGCCCUGGCACGGCUCCUGGAUGGGUCCAAUGAGCUGAGGAGCCAGCUGCACAACUGCCCAGAAUCCCUGAGGGAGCAGUUACAGGACCAGCUCAAAAGGGAGGUGGAGGCACUGGAGUCUGCCACUAAGCGCUUUGAGGACCUGGAGUUCCAGCAGCUGGAGAAAGAGAGCAGCCUGGAGGAGGAGAGGGAGACCAUGAGCCAGCAGCUGCUGCAGGAGCGGGCCGAGUACCUCAGCAGUGUGUCCAAGAGGAAGGAGAAAGUGGCAGCCCUGGAGACCCAGGCCAACCAGCUGGGAUUACAGGCGUCCCAGGAGCGUGAGAGACUGGCCAAGGACAGGAACCUAACCCUGCAGCUGCUCUACAAGGAAAAGGAGAGGCUGGCUGCCCUGGAGAAGAGAUACCUUAGCCUAACUGGGGGGAGAGGCUUCCCCAAGAGCACCACCACUAUGAAGGAGGGUACUCUUCACAUCAGCGAGCCUGAUCUGCUAGAGGACUCCAUUACCCAGAGUCCCCUCUGCCGACCCACUGCUUCCUAUUUACAUGCUCCCUCCCCUCAGAUAUGUCCCGUCAACCCUGAAGAGGAAUACGUCACUGUCAGCCAAUUAAACCAGAUCUUCGGGAUGCCGAAGGUCGACCCCUCCCCCACCUCUCCCGUUCAGUCAUUCCAGUCUGUAGUUGCAGACUCCGCCUUCUCCUGCCACACCACACCACAUGGCUCCUCCCUAUCUCUCUCAGUUGAGCCUGACUGGACUAGGCCUCAGAUCCCCGCAGUGGAUUUAGAGCGCUGGUACCAGGAGGUCAUGGAGGCUGGCCAGCCCUGCCCUCCCCCUCUCCCAGCUAAAUCUCUCUCAGGCCGCCGGCCGGCACAGGUGUUCCGCUCCAGACUGGACAGCGAUGGCGGGCAGACGGGGCUCCGUUCCAAGGCCAGUGUCGGGUCUUCUCCUCAGUACAGCACGGCAACGCUGGGCCGGAACACGCCAUCCAAGAGUCCCCUGAUGAACCACAGCAACACAGGCAGUCUGCCCCGAAACCUGGCAGCCACCCUGCAGGACAUUGAGACCAAAAGGCAGCUGGCACUGCAGCAGAAAGAGUCCUCGUCCCCAGUGUUUGAGCGUUGCCGCAGCAACAGCAGCCCUGCAGGUCAGCAGGUCAUUGAGGAGCAGCGCCGGCGGCUGGCGGACCUCAAGCAGAAGGCCGCGGUGGAGGCGCACAGCCAGUGGGAGGCGCUGCACGGCUCCCAGACCCAGCUUCACGCCCCCUUCCCGUCCACCGGCCCUCCCAUGGUGCAUCACUCCAUCCUGCACCACCAGCCGCCCGCCUCCGGGGAGCGCCCCUACGACACCCUCAGCCUGGAGAGCUCCGACAGCAUGGACACCAGCGUUUCCACCGGAAACAACUCCGCCUGUUCCCCUGACAACAUGUCCAGCGCCAGCGGGAUGGACGCCCUGAAGCUGGAGGAAAUGGAGAGGAUGCUGAAGGAGGCUCAGCUGGAGAAGGCCCGGCUGAUCGAGUGUCGAGUGAGUCUGAACCUGACAGAGAAGGAGGCGCACGCCCGCAAGCAGAUGCUGGAGGAGGAGCGUCGGAGGCGCGAGGAGGCGGAGAAGCGGCUGCAGGAGGAGACCGUGCACCGGGAGCGUCUGGUGGAGAAGGAGGUGAAAAUGCGGGAGAAGCACUUCUCUCAGGCCCGUCCCAUGACGCGCUACCUGCCCAUUCGGAAGGAGGAGUUUGACCUGCGCGCUCACAUCGAGUCGUCUGGCCACAGUGUGGACACCUGCUUCCAUGUGAUCCUGACAGAGAAGAUGUGUAAGGGCUACCUAGUGAAGAUGGGCGGGAAGAUCAAGUCGUGGAAGAAGCGCUGGUUCGUCUUUGAUCGCCUCAAGCGGACGUUCUCCUAUUACGUAGAUAAACACGAGACCAAGCUGAAAGGAGUAAUCUAUUUCCAGGCUAUUGAGGAAGUUUACUAUGACCACCUGCGCAGUGCAACAAAGAAAGGAUUUUUCAACCUGAAAUUGGUCAAUAAACUCUCUGAGCUCCUGCCUGUUCAGUUUCAGAGAGAGAGUCCAAACCCCUCUCUGACCUUCUGUGUGAAGACGCACGACCGACUCUACUACAUGGUGGCACCCUCGCCAGAAGCCAUGAGGGUCUGGAUGGACGUCAUAGUAACGGGAGCUGAGGGCUACACACAAUUUAUGAACUGAAAGAAAACACUCCUGAGUGGACAAUAAGAGACGAGACUGUCAGAUGACUCGUGGCCCCAUGAUCUAUGGCCUACAGUACAGGAAACUCAAGGUUUUUGGGAAAUACAGCCUUUAUAUUUAGUCAGUUUUAUAUCUUUUUUUAUCAUUUAUCUGUGAUUUUUUUAACCUGUUUUCUGCUUGGAUCAAAAAGGGAGUUCUGGAAGACAGAAGAAAAACAGUGAUUGAAAACCUUUUGACUGAUGGUUUUGUGGCCCUGUUGCAAUUGCCAAUGUAGAUUUUAUCUGAGCAACAGUCCUUUACUAACAAGGACUGAUUUCUAAAUAACAGUAUUUUUUGGUUUGAGUUUUAAUAAUUUAAAUGUUUUUUGACACGUAAAACUAAGAUCUAGCAAAAAUAUAAACUGGCAGUGCAUUGGGAGAUACAUUUUUUAAAACAUAUCUAUGGUGCCAUUUGUAAACAGUACAGGAAAUGUACAUCAUUCUGACUGUAAUCAACGCUUUUUAAUCUUUCGUAUUGAUUUUUUUAUUAUUAUUUUUUACUGGAGAACACGCGUUAUGGCAUAUUAGAAACAAGGACGAUGAAAUCCUUCAAAGUAAGAACUUCUCAGGAAGGAGUCCAUUUCCCAUUUUAGUUUUUAAAACUGGCACCCGUGGGAAAAGCAUGAUUAAUAGUUCACUGUGUCAAUGUGAAUUUUAAUAACAGUGUCAGGUGAAAACACACAAUGUGUACAGGUACACAAUAAAGAAGCACCAAAAAAACUCCACCCCAAAAAAAUAAAAAAUAAAAAUAUUUUUUUUAUUUUUUACCCGUCACCUCAAACACUGCCGGGACUGCUCCUUCAGGGGGCUGAUGGGGAACAGUAAAGUAUGUGGACAUUGUUCUGAUUAGCUGAACUCAGAAAGGCAAAUGUUCCUCUUUGAAAAUAUUCUUUAUGUUGAUGUGCCUUUUGUAUGUAUUUGUUUACCCCAGGGAUUUAAUUGUGGAACUUUGUUGAAAUGCUUGCUGGAGUUACACAUAUUAUCCGUGUGUAUGUUCAGUAGUACUUAAAAAAAAAAAAAAAAAAAAACCUUUCUCAGUGACUCUUGGCUGAGGUUUGCACAGGGUCCUCUUCUUGACUGAAAUAUGUAUUGACUGAAAUAUUCUGAAUUCUGUCUACUGCUAAAUAGCGGUGCAAUACUGGAGGAAUGAGCUGCAGCAACAGGCUUAGCCAUCACCUAAUUUAGCCGAAUCUUAUCAUGUCUCUGUAAAGUUAAUUCAAAGAUUUCAUGUAUUCUCUGUGAGUCUUUGUGUUAUGGUUGAGCAGAAGAUAUGAACACCACUGACUGACAAAAAAAACCAACCAAUAAGGAAAAUCCUCACGCUGCCAGGCUCCUCACAGUGAACAGGCUAACCUGUUUGUCUCUGCUACACCAGUCCCCAUGCGUGUGAAUAAAACAUUACUUAUAACUUCACAAAAA
Conger conger (European conger) is the source of this 6586-nucleotide messenger RNA. Its product is annotated as pleckstrin homology-like domain family B member 1. Gene Ontology annotation, biological process: regulation of microtubule cytoskeleton organization. The record is from RefSeq and is a predicted model, not a curated record. Gene Ontology annotation, cellular component: basal cortex. Lineage: Eukaryota; Metazoa; Chordata; Actinopteri; Anguilliformes; Congridae. The transcript has 24 exons. Bases 771 to 5129 code for a protein of 1452 amino acids. Gene Ontology annotation, molecular function: protein binding.